CGCUGCAAGGCGCGGGUGAAUGCACUGGCCAUCGCCGUGAUGAACAUGUGGCCGGGCGUGAAACUGCGGGUGACCGAGGGCUGGGACGAGGACGGGCACCACCUGCCCGAGUCGCUGCACUACGAGGGGAGGGCGCUGGACAUCACCACGUCGGACCGCGACCGCGACAAGUACGGGCUGCUGGCGCGCCUGGCCGUCGAGGCCGGCUUCGACUGGGUGCACUACGAGUCCAAGGCGCACGUCCACGUCUCCGUCAAGGCGGGUGAGGGGCAGCGCCCGGGCUCCCUUCCCGGAGAGGGGCAUGCCCCCGCCCCGUACCUCGGUUUCCCCUCCCUCCGUAUGCAUCAGUUUCCACCCUUUCCCCGUGCCUCAGUUGCCCCAUCCUUCCCGUGCCUCAGUUUCCCUCCCUGGAGCCCAGGUGCUUCCCCGCGCCCGUAG
Alligator sinensis (Chinese alligator) is the source of this 438-nucleotide messenger RNA. RefSeq names its product desert hedgehog protein-like. Gene Ontology annotation, molecular function: patched binding; calcium ion binding. Bases 40 to 438 code for a protein of 132 amino acids. NCBI's taxonomy places the organism in Eukaryota, Metazoa, Chordata, Crocodylia, Alligatoridae. The record is from RefSeq and is a predicted model, not a curated record. Gene Ontology annotation, biological process: regulation of gene expression; cell-cell signaling; cell fate specification. The transcript has 2 exons.